ACAGGCGUACUCCUGCAUUUUAAACCACAGCACCUGUUCAUGUGUUCACAGUCCACAUAGGCUACACACUUCUUACGCUACUGCUUUGAACUCAGUUGAACACCUACAGUGCUGUGCCUUUUCUGCCAAGGUCAGUGAGUCCAGAUGCAUGAGUCUGGGUCAGAACAGACAGCCUGCACCAGUCCAGCCAAUCAGACGGAGAAUGGGGACAGUGCUGAGAAGGAUGAUUAUCUGAGUGCUAAGCCACUAACUCCAGAGGGUUCUGGGGCUGACAGUCAGCAGCAAAACCAGGUUACAGUUUCAGUGUCUAUGAUGACCCCUCCAGUGGAGACUCCUCAGCAGACACAGCAGCAGGUCCUCAACCCACAGCAGAUCCAGGCCCUGCUCCAGCAGCAGAAAGCACUCAUGUUACACCAGCAACACAUACAGGAUCUCUGCCAGAAACAGCAGGACCAGUUCAACGCCCAGCUCCUACAGCAGAAGCAUGCUGGGAAGUCAGGCCAAGAGCAGCUAGCUGCUCAGCACAUGGCCAUCCAGCAGCAGCUCCUGCAGGUCCAACAGCAGCACCUCCUUAGCCUCCAGAGACAGGGUCUCCUGUCUGUCCUGCCCUCCAUGAGCCCCUCUGCAGCUCAGGGUUUAAUGAAAGGGUGUGAGAAUGGCACCAGCCUGCUCUCUGGUGGUGAGAAUCCAGCUACUCUUCAGAAGAACCUGCUCCACAGUCAGCAUUCCACCACCAAUGGGAAUCAUCCAUCACAGAUCCUAAAGAAGAAAGACAGUGGGCCUGUGGAUAAUCACACACAAAACACUCACCCUCUCUAUGGACACGGCAUGUGCAAAUGGUCUGGCUGUGAGGCUGUCUUUGGAGACUUUCAAGUUUUUCUCAAGCAUCUGAACAGUGAACAUACACUGGAUGACAAGAGUACAGCACAGUGUCGAGUGCAGAUGCAGGUUGUUCAGCAGCUAGAACUGCAGUUGAAAAAAGACAAAGAGCGUCUGCAAGCCAUGAUGUCUCACCUCAAAUCCUCUGAUCAAAAGUCCAAACCAGCAACCCCAACGGGGAAUCUUGUGCCCAAUGUCUCCUUCUCCCAGGUGACAUUUCCCAAGGUGCUUCCUUCCAUGAGCUUGUCUCAAAAUGCCACUGCUCCUUCUACACCCCUGACACCACCCCCAACCUCCUCCUCUAUCCUCCCUCCCCACACCCUGCUCACUGUGAGCCCUGGAAGGAGAUGGUACUCAGACAGCAAGACCAUGAAAUACAGCAAGACCAUGAAUCAAGAUAUUGUUCAGAAUAAAGAAGCUAGACCGCCAUUUACAUAUGCAGCCCUAAUAAGACAGGCAAUAUUUGAAUCCCCCUAUAAGCAGCUGACACUAAAUGAAAUCUACAAUUGGUUCACGCGAACAUUUGCCUAUUUUAGACGCAACGCCGCAACAUGGAAGAAUGCAGUGAGACACAACCUCAGCCUCCACAAGUGUUUUGUGCGAGUGGAGAAUGUAAAAGGAGCUGUGUGGACAGUUGAUGAGAUGGAGUUCCAGAGGAGAAGGCCCCAGAAGCCUGCUGGUGAAGGGUCUCUCAAGAGGGAGAACACUGACCAUGGUCACUGCUCAGCUUUCCUUACUCCUAAGCAGGAGGAGAUGAAUGCAGCUCUCUGGUAUGGGAAUGGAUCCUACAGUGACAGCAGUGAAGAGCAGUACCCAAUUCACCCUCUCGUGAAAGAAGAGCUAAUGGAUGAGGAGGCAUAUGAGAAUGUGCCCCAUGACUGUUCAGAGACUGAGAGCUCUGAUGAGCACAGCUCAGAUGUGGACCAAGACGGCGGUAGCCCAGACAGACCCAACCUGUAGCUGGCCCAUGUGCCUUCGCAGUGAAAGGGACUGUUUUCAAACCUGUCACUCUCCACUGCAAGACUCCCACAUUGGACAACUAUGAAAUAUACCAAAUUAAUAUAGAACUGCUUCAUAUCAAGUGGAAAAACACACAUUUUCUGUUGAGGAAAUAAAUUACUAUUUUAUUUAUUGAGGAUAUUUUGUCCUCGCUGUUGUAUUGGGUUUUAUCCACCUAGAGCUCACGUUGAAGACAAGAGCUGAUGGCGGAACCUUUGUAACACCCCUUGUCCUCAAAUAAUGCAUCCCUAUCGGCUUAUUGUGAGGCUGUACAACCAAUGACAAAGCCCUAUGGGGAGCUGGCUCAGUGAUGCAGAGAUAUUUUUACAUUUUCUUUCAAGAAUGUGUAUAUCAAUAACCAGAGCAUUGGCAAUAUUUAUGGACAGCACUUCAUGAAGAUGAAUCUUUGUUUUCUCCCCCUAAUUCAUUUUUAUAUGAGAGUACCAGACAACCACCAGAUUGUAACAAGUUGUUUUGUUUGACAUGAUAUCCUUGAGAAUUGGUUACUUUUAAAAGGGAGCUGUACACUGCCAAAAAUAUGAUUUAUGUGUAACCGAUCUGUUGGGAUAUUAUUAUUUAUGUAGCCUAAUAAUCAUAUUUUUCCCCCCACUAUCCCAAACAUGGCUUUUUGGACUUAUUUAGUGUUGUAUCAUACAUUGCCAUAGUUGUGCACUAAAUGCUGUCUCUAAUACAUUCCGUAUAAAAAGUGUGUGG
Messenger RNA from Oncorhynchus kisutch (coho salmon), 2592 nucleotides. Its product is annotated as forkhead box protein P1-B. Gene Ontology annotation, cellular component: nucleus. Gene Ontology annotation, biological process: regulation of transcription by RNA polymerase II. The record is from RefSeq and is a predicted model, not a curated record. Gene Ontology annotation, molecular function: DNA-binding transcription repressor activity, RNA polymerase II-specific; RNA polymerase II cis-regulatory region sequence-specific DNA binding. The coding region runs from base 145 to 1839 and encodes 564 amino acids. The transcript is spliced from 16 exons. Lineage: Eukaryota; Metazoa; Chordata; Actinopteri; Salmoniformes; Salmonidae.